GCCUGUCUGGAGGCGGGACCACGGCGGUGCAGGUUGGGGCCGGUGGAGCUUCCGGAGCAGCUGGUGCCCUUUCUGCAGGAGGAGCGAGCUCUGGGCGGCCCGCGGAGGACCAUGACCAAUCACCUUGACCUCCUCCUAGGAGUGGUGCUGGUGGCCAGUCCACUGCUAGGGCUUCCUCCCUGCUCCUCGGACGGUCAGAUAGCCCUCUACCACGCCUGCAACCUCACCCGCAUCCCCCAGGUCCCCAGCUCCACCGAGCGCCUCCUGCUGAGCUUCAAUGCCAUCGGGAUGGUCACCUCCGACUCCUUCCCCUUCCUGGGCCGGCUGUGGCUUCUGGAGAUCGGGGCUCAGGAAACACCCCUGAGUGUUGACAAGGAUGCCUUCAGAAACCUGCCCAACCUGAAGGUCCUGGACCUGGGCAAGACCCCGCUGGGCUUCCUGCACCCGGAUGCUUUCCAGGGGCUGCCCCGUCUGUCUGAACUGAGGCUGUUUGGCUGCGGCCUCUCGAGUGCCGUGCUGACCGGGGGUCACUUCAGACACCUGGAGUCUUUGGCGCGUCUGGACCUGUCAAGCAACGAGAUUCAGAACCUGUCCCUUCACCCCUCGUUCAGGGGGCUGGACGCCUUGACGUCCCUCGACUUCUCUCACAACCAGAUUGAGGUCGUGUGUGAGCCAGAGCUCCGGCCCCUCCAGGGCAAGGCGCUGUCCUUCCUGAGCCUGGCUUCCAACCCGCUGUAUAUCAGAGUCUCCGUGGACUGGGGGGCCUGCGGGAACCCCCUCCGAAACAUGACCCUGGAAACCCUGGACCUCUCUCACAACAGCUGGAGUGUGGCCCGGGUGCGGAACUUCAGCCAGGCCAUCCGCGGGAGCCUGGUGUCCUCGCUGCUUCUCUCCCAGCACAUCAUGGGCCCCGGGUUUGGCUUCCAGAACCUCCAAGAGCCCGACCAGACCACCUUUGCCGGCCUGGCGGGAAGCUCCGUGAAGCUCCUGGACCUCUCGGGUGGGUAUAUCUUCUCCCUGAAUCCCCGGCUCUUUGAGGCCCUGUGGGAGCUGAAGGUUCUGAACCUGGCCCACAACAAGAUCAAUAAGAUCGCAGAUGGGACGUUUCAGGGGCUCCAGAAUCUGCAGCUUCUCAACAUGUCCUACAACCUGCUAGGGGAGCUUUAUAACUCGGAUUUCUCCGGGCUCUCGCGGGUGGCCUACAUCGACCUGCAGAACAAUCACAUUGGGAUCGUUCAACACCAGACCUUCAGCCUGCUGAAACACCUACAGACCCUGGACCUCCAAAACAACGCCCUUAAAACCAUCUCUUUUCUCCCAAGCAUAGACAUGGUCCUCUUGGGUGGCAAUAAGCUGACGGCUUUGCCCAGCAACGUCCAGCUCACGGCCAACUUUCUGCAGUUGUCAGAAAACAAGCUGGAACAUCUGGCUGACCUCUACUUCCUGCUCCAAAUUCCCCGUCUCCAGGUUCUCAUUGUCAACCAGAAUCGCCUCUCGUUCUGCGACCCCGAGCUCUCCCCGUCCAAGAACCCCAGCUUGGAGAAGCUUUUCCUCAGCGAGAACAUGUUGCAGCUCGCCUGGGAGAGCCAGGCCUGCUGGGAUAUGUUCCGAGGCCUCCCCGGCCUCCAGCUCCUGUUUUUGAAUAACAACUACCUGAGUUUCCUGCCCCCUCAAGUGUUCAGCCACCUGACGGCCUUGAGGGUCCUGAGCCUCCACGCCAACAGGCUCACGGCUCUUUCUCCGGGAGACUUGCCUGCCAGCCUGGAGGUCCUGGAUGUUUCCAGAAACCAGCUCCUCACUCCCGACCCGGCCGUGUUCUCGUCCCUGCGCUUCCUGGACGUGACUCACAACAAGUUCAUCUGCGAGUGUGAGCUUGGCGCUUUCGUCACGUGGCUCAACUGCACCAACGUCACCCUGCUGGGGCCUCCCCAGGACAGGUACUGCGUGUACCCCCACUGGCUGGAGGGGGUCCCCCUCGCCGAUCUGUCUGUGGACUGCGACGAUGAGGAGGUGCUGCGGGCCCUGCGGUUUGUCCUUUUCUCCUUCUUGACUGUCUCCUUGACUCUGUUCCUGGGAACCACCCUCAUCGUCGCCAGGUUCCGGGGACACUGUUUUGUCUGUUACCAGAAAGCCCAGGGACUGUUGUUCAGGGACGCCGGGCGGGCAGCAGAGGCCAGCGGCUACAGAUAUGACGCCUACCUGUGCUUCAGCGCCAGGGACUUCGAGUGGGUGCAGAGCGCCCUGCUGCGGCACCUGGACGCCCAGUACAGCCCCCGGAACAGACUCCGCCUCUGCUUCGAGGAGAGGGACUUCGUCCCUGGGGAGAACCACCUGGCCAACAUCCAGGAUGCCGUGUGGUGCAGCAGGAAGACGGUCUGCGUGGUGAGCAGGCACUUCCUGCGAGACGGCUGGUGCCUGGAAGCCUUCAGCUACGCCCAGAGCAAGUGCGUCUCGGACCUCAGCAGUGCCCUGGUCGUGCUGGUGGUGGGCAGCCUGUCCCAGUACCAGCUGAUGAAGCACCAGGCCCUCCGGGAAUUCGUGCGGAAACGCCAGUACCUGAGGUGGCCCGAGGACCUCCAGGAUGUCAGCUGGUUCCUUAGCAAACUCUCCCAGCACAUCCUCAAGAGGGAGAAGUCCAGGAGGACAGGCGAAGCCCAGAGGCGGGAGGACAGUGGCGUGGAGCUGCAUGCCGUGGCCACCCCCUCCUAGCAGGGGCGGUGUUUAGCUCGCCUCCAGCCAGUCUCUCUUCCCUCUGAAUUCUUGGCUAUUUUUAUUGUCUUAUUUUAUUUUUCUUUUACCAGAGCACUGCUUAGCUCUGGCUUGUGGUGCAGGGGAUUAAACCUGGGACUUAGAAGCCU
This is a messenger RNA of Erinaceus europaeus (western European hedgehog), 2858 nucleotides long. It is a transcript of the gene TLR5, whose product is annotated as toll like receptor 5. NCBI's taxonomy places the organism in Eukaryota, Metazoa, Chordata, Mammalia, Eulipotyphla, Erinaceidae. Gene Ontology annotation, cellular component: membrane. The record is from RefSeq and is a predicted model, not a curated record. Gene Ontology annotation, biological process: immune response; toll-like receptor signaling pathway; inflammatory response. The coding region runs from base 112 to 2709 and encodes 865 amino acids. Gene Ontology annotation, molecular function: transmembrane signaling receptor activity; protein binding. The transcript is spliced from 2 exons.